Messenger RNA from Symphalangus syndactylus (siamang), 3837 nucleotides. Its product is annotated as putative ankyrin repeat domain-containing protein 20A2. Gene Ontology annotation, molecular function: protein binding. The record is from RefSeq and is a predicted model, not a curated record. NCBI's taxonomy places the organism in Eukaryota, Metazoa, Chordata, Mammalia, Primates, Hylobatidae.
CAACAGCUUUGCGAGGCUCACUCGGUCUGAGAGGUCGGAGGCUGCGAGUGUCGCUGCUGAAGGCUGUGGUAGACCGGGCUGGAUCGCGGAUUGUGGAGUAGAUUAUACAUUUGGGAUCACAGAUUGGGGGUUGGUUCGUGGAUUUGGGGUAGGAUGGAGGAUUUGGGGUUGGAUAGGGGAUUUGGGGCUGGGUCGGCUGGGGUCGGGGGAGAGGAGUGGUGAAAAGGUGACAGGGAGCUGCCCCCGCUCAAGAGCCGGUGGUUGGGGGUCUGAGAAGAAGUCACCACUAUGAAGUUAUUCGGCUUCGGGAGCCACAGGGGCCAGACGGCCCAGGGCUCCAUAGACCACGUCUACAUGGGUUCCGGAUACCGAAUCCAGGACUCCGAACUGCAGAAGAUCCACAGGGCGGCUGUCAAGGGUGACGCCGCGGAGGUGGAGCGCUGCCUGGCACGCAGGAGCGGAGACCUGGACGCCCUGGACAAGCAGCACAGAACUGCUCUAUAUUUGGCCUGUGCCAGUGGCCAUGUGAACAUGGUCACUCUCCUGGUUAACAGAAAAUGCCAGAUUGAUAUCUGUGACAAAGAAAACAGAAUGCCUUUGAUACAGGCUGUCCAUUGCCAGGAAGAGGCUUGUGCUGUUAUUUUGGUGGAACAUGACGCCAAUCCAAACCUUAAGGAUAUCUAUGGUAACACUGCUCUCCAUUAUGCUGUGUAUAGUGAGAGCACCUCACUGGCAGAAAAACUGCUUUUCCAUGGCACAAAUAUUGAAGCACUGGACAAGGACAAUAAUAUCCCACUUUUAUUCACUGUAAUUUGCAAGAAAGAGAAAAUGGUAGAAUUUUUAUUGAAAAACAAAGCAAGUACGCAUGCCGUUGAUAGGCUGAGACUGUCAGCCCUCAUGCUUGCUGCAUAUGACUCACCAGGUAUUGUCAACAUCCUUCUUAAGCAAAAUAUUAAUGUCUUCACUCAAGACAUGUGUGGACAAGAUGCAGAAGAUUACGCUAUUUCUCAUCAUUUGACAAAAAUUCAACAACAAAUUUUGGAACAUAAAAAGAAGAUACUUAAAAAGGACAAACCAGAUGUUGGAAGUUCUGAUGAAUCUGCAGUCAGCAUUUUCCAUGAACUGUGUGUGGAUUCAUUGCCUGCAUCACAUGACAAAGACUUGCGUGUUGCUACUAAGCAGCGUGUCCCUGAGAAAGUGUCAGAGCCUUUACCUGGACCUUCCCAUGAAAAAGGAAACAGAAUAGUCAAUGGAAAAGGAGAAGGGCCUCCUGCAAAACAUCCUUCCUUGAAACCUAGCACUGAGAUGGAAGAUCCUGCUGUGAAAGGAGCAGUACAAAGAAAGAAUGUACAGACAUUGAGAGCAGAACAAGCCUUACGAGUGGCUUCAGAGGAAGGGCAAGAAAGGCUUGAAGGAAGUGAAAAGAAACAACCACAGGUCAAAGAAGGAAAUAAUACAAACAAAAGUGAAAAAAUACAACUAUCAGAAAAUAUAUGUGAUAGCACAUCUGCUGCUGCUGCUGACAGAUUAACCCAACAAAGAAAGAUUGGGAAAACAUAUCCUCAGCAAUUUCCCAAGAAGCAAGAAGAGCAUGAUAGACGCACCUUAAAACAAGAAAAUGAAGAAAAAACAAAUGUUAAUAUGCUGUACAAAAAAAGUACAGAAGAAUUAGAAAGGAAAGAAAAACAAUAUAAGAAAGAAGUUGAAGCAAAACAACUUGAGCCAACUGUUCAAUCACUAGAGAUGAAACCGAAGACUGCAAGAAAUACUCCAAAUCAGGAUUUUCAUAAUCAUGAAGAAAUGAAAGAUCUGAUGGAUGAAAAUUACAUUUUGAAGACUAUUGCUAUACUCAGACAGGAAAUAUGCACAAUGAAAAAUGACAACCUGGAAAAAGAAAAUAAAUAUCUUAAGGAAUUAAAAUUGUUAAAAAAUGCUGACCUUGAAAAGAGUAUGAAACUCAAUGAGGAAAUGAUAACAAAAACAGCAUUCCAGUAUCAACAAGAGCUUAAUGAUCUCAAAGCUGAGAAUGCAAGGCUCAAUUCCAAACUGUUGAAGGAAAAAGAAAGCAAGGAAAGACUGGAACCUGACAUUGAAUCUUAUCAGUCUAGACUGGCUGCUGCUAUAAGUAAACACAAUGAAAGUGUGAAAACAGAAAGAGACCUAAAACUUGCUUUAGAGAGAACACAAGAUGUUUCUGAACAAGUAAAAAUCAGUGCUGAUAUUUCCAAAGUAAAAGAUGAGAAUGAGUUUCUCACUGAACAACUUUCUAAAAUGCAAAUUAAAUUCAAUACCUUAAAAGAUAAGUUCCGUAAACGAGAUACUCUCAGAAAAAAGUCAUUGGCUUUAGAAACUGUACAAAACGACCUAAGCCAAACACCGCAGCAAAUAAAGGAAAUGAAAGAGAUGUAUCAAAAUGCAGAAGCUGAAGUGAGUAAAUCCACUGGAAAGUGGAACUGUGUAGAAGAGAGGAUAUGUUAACUCCAACGUGAAAAUCUGUGGCUUGAACAGCAACUAGAUGAUGUUCAUCAGAAAGAGGAUCAUGAAGAGAUAGUAAUUAAUAUCCAAAGAGGCUUUAUUGAGAGUGGAAAGAAAGACCUCCUGCUAGAAGAGAAAAAUAAGGAGCGAAUGAAUGAAUAUAAUUAUUUAAAAGAAAGUCUCUUUCAAUAUGAGAAAGAGAAAACAGAAAGAGUAGUAAGUACCAAGGAAGAUAAAUACUUUCAAACUUCUAGAAAGAAAAUUUAAACCUUUGGUUCUGGAUACAUGUUGUACCUAGUUGAAUAUAAAAAUCAAUAGAUAAAAAGUGUGUUUACCAUAGGUAUAAUUCCAUUUACAUGAAACAUCCAAAAAAGAUAAAUGUAUAGGAACAAAAAGUAGAUUAAUGUUUGUGAAGGGCUGGGGCUGGAAGCUGGUAGUGACUGCUAAUGGGCGUGAGGGAUCUUGCAGUGAUGGAAAUGCUCUAAAGUUGCGUUGUAGAGAUGGCUGCACAACUCAGUAAAUUUACUAAAAAUCUUUUAUCUUCAUGUUAAAACAGAUACAUUCUAUAGUAUGUAAAUUAUAUUUCAACAAAACUUUUUAGUAAAAAAAGGAAAAAUGUGUUUACUAUAUCAGCUUAGAAACAUACGUUGUUUCCAGGAAAUAAAAGGUAGAGCUGAGAGAUGAUUUACUUUGAGAAAAGACAUUGUGUCACCUAUGAAAUUUUAUUAGGCACAGAGUCAUAUUUUAAGGUAGAUAGUCCUGUACUGCUGAAAUAAUAAUUUUAAUGUCUUUAUGUUGCCACAUGUUAAGACCAUGAUGAAGGUAUAAAUGGAAAUGUUUACACCUGAAAUGAGUAUUUUCAAAUUAAAAUUUAAUUAAGUGAUUUGCUUCGACACUUAAUUCUAGAUUUCCCAGAUGAACUGAAGUGUAUUGCUGUGUCUUGUAAUAUCUUGCUUUAGGUAGAUUUUUAUAUAUUUUGGUUGGUAUAGCUUUAUUAUUAUUCAUAUUAAUAUAACUUAAAUCUGAAAAUAUGUCAGUCUCAAAUUACAUAUUUUUAUGACCACAUAAUGUUUUAAAGGCACCUACUUGUUAUAAAAUUAUAAUUUAGGGUAAAUGUGGUAAAUUUCAGCAAAGCCAUGUUUGAUUUAGUCUUCCCACUGGUAUUCAUAAUUUACUUUGAAUAUGUUUAUUAAUAAUUAGCUCAUAAUUUUUAUUUCAAGGCUCAAUGACUGUCAUUUGAAUAUAACUUUGUCCAGUACAAAGAUAUACUGUAGCUGCCUGUGAUUUAUGAGUUAGGCAUUAGAUCCCCAUUUUCAGACUAAAGAGGGGUGGCAGGCUUCAUGUACAGUGGGAAUGGAGUAA